AUGGGAGGAACCUCAAGCAAAGCGGAACCUGAAGAGGGAAAGAGCGAUGAACUCAAGUCACCACAAGAAAAAUCAGACGGCACUCCGGCACGUCCGCAACCAGUUGGUGUCGGCUCCGACUCGUCACCCGUUUCUGGACCUGUUGAAAUAUCUCUUCGCAGUCCAGAUGCAGAUCUAGAAAAGACGCAAGAGCUGCCCGAUAUGGUUGUUCAGGCGAUCGAAACGCACUUGUCGGAGAGAACUCAAGAAGCCCCUACUCCUACAAAAUCGCCAAAGAAACCAAAAAUGAAAAUCCGUGAAGUCCCCAUAGUACAACAAACAGAACCUUCGGAUAAUGGCGACGUGAUAAUUGCUCCACCAGUAAAGAAACCACCAAGAAUAGCAAGUAGAAUACCGACAAUCCCUCGUGUUCAAAAAGAAUCUGAAGAGAAAAAAGCACCCAGUAAAGAAAUGGUGCCACCAAAAAAAGCAGCGAAAGAAUCAGAAGUAAAAGCGAAAGAAAAGAAAGAAUCUGCUGGGAAGAUGGCUGCACCCCCACCACCUGCAAAACCUUCUGUCGAUUCCAAAGCUAAAAAAGGGUCCGCUGAGAAAGUGCCUCCACCGGAAAAAGAAAAGAAAGGGUUAAUAGAAAAGGUUGUACCACCAUCGAAAGAGAAGAGAGCAUCCACCGAAAAGAUGGUCCCACCGGCGAAAGAAAAGAAAGAGACGGUGGAAAAGGCUGUACCACCGUCAAAGGAGAAAAAAGGAUCUGCCGAAAAGAUAGUCCCAUUGGCGAAAGAAAAGAAAGGUUCCGCAGAAAAGGUUGUACCAACAUCAAAGGAUAAAAAAGGAUCUAACGAAAAGAUAGUCCCAUUAUCGAAUGAAAAGAAAGGGGGGUCAGCAGAGAAGAUCUCUGCACUCACCAAGUCAUCAUCUUCUACGGACAAAGUUCCAACAAAUCCCGUGGCAGGGAAGACGAGUUCCUCUGAUAGUGUGCAGCAGGAUAAGAAGAAGGAAAAAUCAGCGAUAAAAGCAGUAGCAGCACCUAAGCAGAAAUCACAAAUGAAACCACCGGUGGUCAAAUCCAAAGAGAGAAUUGCGACGAAAAGUCCAAAUAAAAAAUCUGUCGAAAAGAAGCAAGCUCCUUCACCGCGUGGAAGAAAUUCGAAAUCAAAACCGGGCAACAAGAAGAACAACAAAUGA
This is a messenger RNA of Necator americanus (New World hookworm), 1182 nucleotides long. RefSeq lists its product as uncharacterized. The record is from RefSeq and is a predicted model, not a curated record. NCBI's taxonomy places the organism in Eukaryota, Metazoa, Nematoda, Chromadorea, Rhabditida, Ancylostomatidae. Bases 1 to 1182 code for a protein of 393 amino acids. The transcript is spliced from 4 exons.